Molecule: messenger RNA, 589 nt
Organism: Aplosporella prunicola CBS 121167
Lineage: Eukaryota; Fungi; Ascomycota; Dothideomycetes; Botryosphaeriales; Aplosporellaceae
Exons: 2
Coding region: 161-589 (142 amino acids)
Cellular component (GO): cytosol
Molecular function (GO): deaminase activity
Source: RefSeq, a predicted model, not a curated record
GCUUGACGUUGAGCAGACUUGGCUGCAACCAGAAGAUUAACAAUCAACAUGAUCGCAGCCAUAUUUAACCCCAAGAGCGCAUUGUCACUCACAAACCACAACACAAUCAACGUCUCAGCUUCCAGAACCUCCGGACAAACAAGCUGCACGAAACACCGCCAUGUCCAGCCUCCAGUACUACACCUACGGCGGCACCGGCCAAGUCCUCAAGGACAAAUACCACUACAACCAAGCCGUGCGCAUAGGCAACCGCAUCGAGUGUUCCGGCCAAGGCGGACUCGACCCGCAAACAGGCGCCAUCCCGAAAGAGCUCGCCGCCGAGAUCGACGCCGCCUCCGCGCUCGUCGACCGCGCGCUCAAGGCCACUGGUGCGCAGGGCUGGAACCAGGUCUUCCGCGUCAACUCGUACCACGUCGGCUUAGGGGCCGAGACGAUGGACGCGAUGGUCAGGAAUUUUAGGACGUGGAUGCCGCAUCAUUGCCCUGUUUGGACGUGCGUUGCUGUGCCGAGGCUUGUGCCUGAUGGGGCGAGGGUCGAGGUUGAGGUUGUGGCUUUUGAUGGGGAGGGGUCGGGUGCGGUGGAUGGUUGA